Atta colombica is the source of this 8412-nucleotide messenger RNA. It is a transcript of the gene Eph, whose product is annotated as ephrin type-A receptor 4. Gene Ontology annotation, cellular component: plasma membrane; neuron projection. Gene Ontology annotation, biological process: cell surface receptor protein tyrosine kinase signaling pathway; protein phosphorylation; axon guidance. The coding region runs from base 1714 to 4953 and encodes 1079 amino acids. The transcript has 17 exons. Lineage: Eukaryota; Metazoa; Arthropoda; Insecta; Hymenoptera; Formicidae. The record is from RefSeq and is a predicted model, not a curated record. Gene Ontology annotation, molecular function: protein binding; ATP binding; transmembrane-ephrin receptor activity.
GAGAGAGGGGAAAGUGCGAGAACGCCGCGCCGGAGAGAGGAGAAGAGAAAAUGGCCGGCGCGGCGAGGGUGCAGCUCGGAUGGCGGCGCUAGUGUAAGACGGCCGAAUAGCGGUACGCGGCGAAACCAGCCGGGCAACCUCCACCGCUGCCACUCGGCGCUCAGUUCGUGUCCUCUCGCAGCGCACGACGGUCGCUGUCGCGUCGACGUCCCGUUUUGCGUCUCGCGGAACAGAAACUGAACAAAAAGAACAGAAAAGAAAAAAAAGAAAGACCAUCAGGAGAAAGAAAGCAGGGAUAGGAAAGAUCGAAGCAGAGACUGUGCCGCGUGAGAAUGAAAAACUGCGUAGUGCGACUCCGAUAAACAAACAUCUGAACGGGAUAGAUGUAACGUACAGUUUCUGUUUUCCUUUUUCGUCGGAGAAUCGGAUCCGGAGUCAGGAACGCGAAGCGCGCUCCGAAGGUGUCCCGUAUACGUCGCGCCGGGGUUCACUCGGCAGUGAAAUAGUCUGCAGUGUGAAAGUGGUGAUAAUCCAGUGCGCGUCGAACGUCGUUACGUGUCAUUGAUAUCCGGUCGUGCGGCGUGGACUAUCCGGGUAAAUUCUUCGGGUGAUACGUAGUAUAUAUACGGCGCAGCGACUCGCGUCGGUACACGGAGUGGCGUGUAAGGGAGAGAAAGAGAAAGAAAGAGAGAAAGAGAGAGAGAGAGAGAGAGAAAACGAAAAGGGGAAAGAGACAGCGCGAGAGAGGAGAGGAGCGUAUAUAGCUCUCCCUCCCCGUCGCGCGCGGUGCACCGCGCCGUCCGUCCACCUUUCGCGUUGCCGCGGAGUGCACGGGAUAAAAUGGCGCUUGCUUUCGUCCGUGCACCUCUAUCGACCGUGACGAACUGUUCGGCGGAAUCGCGUCGGCACCGUUCGCCGCGGCCCUUCUGAGGGAGAACCUCAACGACACGUCCCCGUGCUGACGUUCCCCGUCGUCGCCGUAUCCGAUCGUCAACGUCGAUGUCGCCGUCACCGUCGUCGUGACCGUCGUGCCCCUUUCUUCGAUCCUCGCAAAGUCACCGGGGUACCGUGUGUUGUAUGUGCAAGUGUCGGAGCUACGGAGAGUUCAGUUCUUGCGGUCGCAACGAUUUCGGAGCUGAGCGGUUCCGGAGUGAGCUCUAGAUGCAGCCAUCAGUAAAAUCCAGUAGUAGAGCCGUAAAACAUCGUAUCACCAUGUAAAACAAACAAAAAAUAUCGAUCCCCGUUUACUAUUAAAAGAAGCUACGCACUAUGGAUGAAGCAAGACGAUAGUUCUGUGAUAUAAACUAUUGGGCAAUAUUAUACAUUCAUAACAUUAUCACACAGUCUCCUUUUUGAGACAAGAAAUAUCGAAGAACGCGUGAUUGUUAUUACUGUGUCAUCAGUUCGUUGGAAGAAUUCUAAAGGUAAAUAAAAGCGGCCGUCGGAGCGAUAAGCUGGAGCAUAAGCGGGCAGGGAAAGUAGUGGCCGGUGAGGAAGGCGGAGGUGGUAGUGCCGACGAAGAGGGUGGAGGAAUCCGGCGGUGGCAAUCAGUGGCUGCCGUGACGCGCAAGACGACGCGACGCAAAGCGCAAGGGGAGGUAUGAGGAGGCGAGAGUGACGACGCUGGCCGGUGUGCUGCAUCCUCUCGCACGGAUCGUGAGAGGACCGGCGGCCGUCCACCGCGGCAGCAGUGGGGCCCACACGGCGAUAAGAAUGGCCCCCUUCAAUAUGGCGGGCGUAGCAGGCCUCCUAGCCACCUGCGCCGCCGUUGCUGCUUCCGCUGCCCACCUUCUGCCGUUGCUGCUGUUACUAAUCUGCCCGCGAGGGACCCAGGCGGAACAAGUUGUUCUCUUGGACACGACGACGGAGGAGAAACUCGAUUGGACGAGAUAUCCUUUCGGGCCUCAAGCUAACACUCCUGGUUGGGUAGAGGAGUCUUUUACAAACUUCGACAAAGGUAUCAAUUGGCGGAGUUACGUUGUCUGCGACGUAGCGUACACCAAUGUGAACAACUGGCUGUGGACGCCGUUCAUAGAGAGGGGUCCAGCGAAUCGCAUGUACAUAGAAAUCAAUUUCACGACUCGCGACUGUUCGUUAUUCCCCGGGAACGCUCUCAGCUGUAAGGAGACUUUCAGUCUACUCUACUACGAGUUCGACGCCGCCACCAAGGAGCCACCCCCGUGGGAACCGGAUAGUUAUAAACUUAUAGGUCGUAUAGCUGCGGGCGAGGGUAGGUUCAACACGAACACCGAGGUGGUGAUAAACACCGAAGUGAAGUCGAUUCCGGUGACGAAGAAGGGCGUCUACUUCGCCUUUCGUGAUCAGGGCGCUUGCAUAUCGAUCCUGGCCAUCAAGGUAUACUACAUCAGUUGCCCUGAGAUUUCGGUGAACUUUGCACAUUUUCCGGCCACACCAACCGGUCGCGAGGUUGCGCUUAUUGAGCAAACGCGCGGCAUUUGUGUUGCGAAUGCCGUCAAAAUCGCCCAGCCGACUUUCCUCUGCAAGGGAGAUGGCAAAUGGUAUCUCCCGACGGGCGGAUGCCAUUGCAAACCUGGCUACCAAGCUGACACGGAUAAGCAGGAGUGCAAAGAGUGUCCGAUAGGCAAGUUCAAACAUGAGGCGGGUUCUCAUGCCUGCGAGCCAUGCCCAGAGCACAGCAAAGCUUCCGAUUACGGUUUCACGGAGUGUCGUUGUGAUCCGGGCUAUUUUCGGGCAGAAAAAGAUCCUAAGAAAAUGCCUUGCACACAACCACCUUCGGCGCCGCAAAACCUGACCGUCAACUUUGUCGAUCAGUCCACGGUGAUCCUUUCCUGGAAUGCGCCGCAUAUGCAGGGUGGCAGGUCUGACACGACUUAUAGAGUGGACUGCGAUUCUUGCAGCAUGGGAGUCAAAUACAUUCCUAAUACUGAGAUCUUUAACGACACGAAGAUCACGAUAACUGGCCUGAACGCGGUGACUACUUACCGCUUCCAAGUGUUCGCCGAGAACGGCGUAUCGUCGUUGAUCGGCAAAUCGGAAUACGUGGACAUUACCGUUACGACAGAGGCGAGCGUGCCAAGUCUAGUGAGCAACGUCAGGAUCACAAGUGUCAAGAGUUCAGAACUCAGCAUCAGUUGGGACGCGCCAGAUAUCGGAACUGGUGGAGACAAUGAUCUCGUCGAGCGAUAUGAAGUGAGGUGUUAUCCGCGCUACGACGACGCCACUAAUGCAACCGUCAUUCAAACGUCCGAACUGUCUGCCACGUUCAAAGGUCUCAAGCCUUCCACGGAUUACGCGAUACAGGUUCGCGCUAAGACCACCCGCGGUUGGGGCGAGUAUACGCCGGUGAUAUUUAAAAAGACACCCCACGCGAUGGGUUUAGACUACGUCGGCGAGGACGACAACAUGCAAGUUAGGAUAAUCGCAGGGGCGAUUGUUGCUGUAGUCGUACUUCUCGUGAUUAUUAUCAUCAUGACCGUUUUAAUUCUUAGAAGCAGGGCCUCGGACGAAUGCAACAAGAAACAGCCGAGCGACUGCGAUACCCUGGAGUAUAGAAACGGCGAAGGACUAGUUGUGACCUACAUGCACUGCAAAAUGGACAGUUCACCGAUUGUGACAACCCAUACCAACAACAAGAGCAAGUCCUCGCUGACCACGCCGCUGUUCACACCUGCAGUGGGGGUCGCCGCGGCAGGCGCAGGCAGUGCAGGCGGUGCAGGUGCAAGGAGUUAUGUGGAUCCUCACACCUACGAGGACCCGAAUCAGGCGGUACGCGAAUUUGCCCGAGAGAUUGAUGCCGGAUAUAUCACGAUAGAAGCCAUUAUAGGUGGCGGAGAGUUCGGCGACGUCUGCCGAGGGAAAUUGAAAUUGCCUCCCGACGGACGGACGGAAAUAGAUGUGGCCAUAAAGACCCUGAAACCAGGCUCUGCAGACAAAGCUCGUAAUGAUUUCCUGACAGAGGCGUCGAUAAUGGGCCAAUUCGAACACCCCAACGUGAUAUUCCUGCAAGGUGUGGUGACGAAGAGCAAUCCGGUGAUGAUCAUCACGGAGUUCAUGGAAAACGGUAGCCUGGACACUUUCUUGCGCGCGAACGACGGCAAGUUCCAAGUGCUCCAGCUGGUGGGCAUGCUGCGUGGCAUCGCCAGCGGUAUGCAGUAUCUCGCGGAGAUGAACUACGUGCACCGCGAUCUCGCAGCGAGAAACGUAUUAGUCAAUGCCGCUUUGGUUUGCAAGAUCGCCGACUUUGGGCUCAGUAGAGAGAUCGAGAGUGCCACAGAGGGAGCUUACACGACCAGGGGCGGUAAAAUUCCGGUACGGUGGACAGCACCGGAGGCGAUAGCGUUCCGUAAAUUCACGAGCGCCUCCGACGUUUGGAGUAUGGGUAUCGUAUGUUGGGAGGUGAUGUCGUACGGCGAGAGGCCGUACUGGAACUGGUCGAAUCAAGAUGUGAUAAAAUCGAUCGAGAAAGGCUACAGGCUUCCAGCGCCGAUGGAUUGUCCGGAGGCUAUCUACCAGUUGAUGCUCGAUUGCUGGCAGAAGGAGCGCACCCAUCGGCCGACCUUCGCCAAUCUCACACAGACUUUGGACAAGCUCAUACGAAGUCCGGACACACUGAGAAAAAUCGCUCAGAACAGAAUCAGAGAAAGGGGUGGUCCACCCUCACCCCCACCCGCCUCAUCGGAAUCUUCCAACGUGCAUUUGAGAAACAGGGGCACAAAUCCACUGGCGCCAGAUGCGGUGGAUCUAACGCAAUUGAAUUCCGUCAGCGAGUGGCUAGCUUCCAUCAAGAUGUCACGAUACGCAGAAAGCUUUGAGCGGGCGGGCGUGACGACGUUGGAGGCAGCAGCGCGCGUCACCGUCCAGGAGCUCACGGCCCUCGGCAUAACGCUCGUAGGACAUCAGAAGAAGAUCAUGAACAGCGUGACGGCAUUGCGGGCGCAAAUGUCCGCCACUUCCCAGGGUUUCCUUGUGUAACCAUGACCGCGACCUCAAAUCCCGCGAACGAAUCGUACGUAGAAAUCGGCUGAUUGGCACGGAACAUCGCUAUCCCUAUGGAUCUCACGAAUUUGAGGCGCCCCGACGCAUCGCCUCCGCGAGAAGCGAGACGAUGACCCUUCCAUGUAUCAUCUAGGACUCGUGAUUACCUAGUCAGAGCAACGAUGUCCUCGAAAGAAUAUCUCUUCGCGCGCAAAUAGAUCCGUUGAACUAAUUGGGAGUUGAUUCAUUUGAGGCAAAGCUUUCAUGAUACCUCCGAAACGAUACGCGAACAUCGUCUCACUUUAACCGAGAGAUUCAAAGCAUUCGUGCUGCAGACAUUCCACGUUAGCGAGAGUCGAAAAGAAAUCCAUUCUUCGCAUUUACUCCUCUCAAAGAGAGGGAGUACGAGGACCACGCAUUCGCCAUCUCGCAUAUAAAGUGCAACGACUUUUAUUCAAUAUGUAGAACGACACACCUAUUGCGAAACUUCCGUGAUUUGUAAGUGUCAAAGAAAUCUAACGCCUUACGGAUCAUUCACGAAGCUCGUUUUAGAAUGUGAUUCUUGAAAGAUCAUUGUGAAAGAGUCUUAAUGGGAUCAAAUGUAACAUACUCUCCCACGAACAACGAGCGCCAAAACUCUUUCAUUUCCUAAGCCGUUUCGGUGAUCGAUCUAUCUAAAGAUCAGACUGACAACGGAAAUAAAGCCCUAUAAUCACUGCCGCGAAAUCUUUUAUCACUUAUGAAUGUUCUCCUCUUAGUUUAAAGUAUUUGUGUAACAACUGUUGGAUUGUAUACACUAUACAUUUUUUUCGGAGACUUUCAUUUGAGAUUUACAGCCGAAUUCUUUUUUUUUUUUUACUAUUCUAUUAUCGCGCUUGUUAGGUUUUGUAACAUUUUGUACUGAAUGGCAGCUCAUUUUAAUUCGUAUGUAUCUGCGAUAUAGAACAUUGAACGGCGAACAUAUCGGCCUAAAUGUCGUUCGAAUAUGUCUGUUCCUGGCCUCUUUUAAGUAUACUAAAGUUACGCGUUUGUCUAUAACGAUCGACAUAGCAAUACGCAUCUGACAAGGAAAACUGACGAUUAGAGAAAUAUAGGACCGUAUCACGAGGGAACUGUACCAAAAAUCGGAUCGUAGUUUCCGAAAUCGGUAGCGUGACAACAGUGUAGGUUCAUUAUUUCGUGUAGUGAAUGUAGCGAGUGCAUUACACUAUUACGCAUAUGUCUGGUAAUAUACACGAGAACAAGAGAAUGUUUACUCUUUAUGCUAAAUUACAACUUUAUGCCUUUGCAUUACCUAUAUGGAAACGUCGUACACGCGCGGCCUAUAUGUAUACCUUUCGAUUAUAAUGACAAACGACGAAACGAACGAAGCGAAUAUGUGCCAACGCGAGUGUGCAAGAGUUAUUUUAGCGCGAGACUGCGUGACACGGGAUAAAUGAAUGGAAAAUGAGUGGACGCGUGAAUGUGAGUGUGAAUGAAAUCGGUGAGUGACGAGAAUCUGCAGCGACCCAUUUUUCGCGCUAUAUUUAUAUGUACACGAGCGUGCGAUCGCGAAAUCAUUCUAUAUAUACAUAUACAUAUAAAUAAAUAUUGUGUUAUAAAUACUACACUGUGAAAAGGGACGAACGGAAGUAAAACCAAUAGGAAAAAAGUAUAAGAGACAUCCGUUCGCAUCGGAAAGCAAAGGACGCGAGGAAAAACGAUUUCAAACGCGUCCCCUAUUAGUGAGCAAUGCGUUAACAUAUCAACAUUAUCGCGGAAUGCAAUGCGAGCGCAAGAAGGGACGUGCGUCGUUACUUGAGAUCGAGUUGAAAUUACUCUGAUUGAUCUUCGAUUCUAUUCUCGGAUCAUAGCGAACGACAAAAGAGAAAAGCUAGCCGGAAAAAGAGAAAAAAUAUAAAGAGAAAAUGAAAUGUAAAGUGUCGGAGAGUGUAAGAUAUACGGAAAAAAUACUCACGUAUACGCGAGCAACGAUGCGUGCAAUACGAGGCACGCGCAUUCACGAGAUAACAUUUUUUUUAUUUUUACAGUCCGAUCGAGGAGUUUCCUCGCGAAGCAACGUCCAUUCCAAUACAUAUACAUGUAUCCAUAAUAGAGAACCGUUUCCUUUCCUUAGAGGACAGAAAGAUAGAAGAGCCGAGAAGCUUGUUUUACUGUAUCUCGUUACAUCCGUAUUCGCUAAUCGUAAAGACUGCAUCCUGGAUCGCGAUACGUUAUAUCCGGGAUACACACGUUACUGGCGACUUAUCUUAAAAAGAGACCAACGGAGUGGCAGACAUAUGCGUACGAAAAUAUUACGCGUGAGAUUAAUUAAACGGCUUCCAAGUGAGUUCGGCGAGCCACGGAGAAAUUCUUUUAUUUUCUAAUUUAACGGUUUAACGUUAGUAAUAUAGUCUACGAUGUAUAUCGAGGCAACGUUGGAUCGCGAUAGAGAGAAGCGGAAGGCGUGUUUUGAGAGGCGAGAUUUCUCGCAUUCGACAAGAUACAAGACAACGACAAAGCGAACAUCUUUCGCAAAGUCCCAGCCAAUUCUCCUUCCUUUAAUCAAAGAAGAGGCGAAAGUCUCGCUCCAGCAAAGCGCUAGACCGGUAAUUAAAAUCGAUCGCUUCUAUCUCGAAGCGCGAUCCAACGAUGUUUCCCUCGUAAACGAAAUGUUGCUCGAAGUCAUACCGCGAGCGAGGAAUGUCGGAAUACGCUUUGGUGUCUUUCGACUCGCCGUACCUCCUUCCGCGUAUCAGUGAAGAAACGGAAGAGAAGAGCGAAAAACAUCGUGGAAGGCUGCGCGGCGAGAGCAAAAUCUCCCUUAGGAAAAACAAAAAGAAAAAAAGAGAGAGAGAAGGCUACUGAAGAACGGCGACGAUUAUGAAGCAAUAAGUGAAUACCCAAAUGCAGAUUUUUAUAUAGAGAAUGUUAACAAAUUUCAGAAAAUAUUAAUUAUCGAUAGCGCUAUCUUCCUAAAUGUUCGUAUUAAAGAUUAAACGAGAAAAAAGGUAUGAUAAAACGGUGAGAUUGUGCGGGAUCUCGGCUGAAAGGGAAACGAGAGUCGUGCAUUAGGCGAAUUUGAGCCAUAAUCUCAUUUGUAAUUUACUUCGGUAAUAAUUCAGCCAAGAUCCCGCGGACGGAAGAAAAAGGUUUUAAGAACUUUCUCAAGCUGUAAUUGUCUGUGUUUUAGCGAUGAGUCUGCGAGUGCGACCUGAAGUUUUACGAAUGCUGUUAAUUUCGAUAUUUAGAUUUCAUAGAGCUCUAUCAAUAUCACACAGAAACACACACAUGGCUACUGUUAGGCACAGGGGGAGAGAAAAUAUACGAAAUCGAAAAUAUAUUAGAUGAGAGCGAGGUACGUCGCAUAGGACUUCUCCGAUUUUUCUUUUGUUUUCCUCGAUUUCUCCGCAGAAAUCUUAGGAUCAUUUCCAGUCUACUUUUUUUUUCUUCUUCUAGAAAGGAACGAAAAUUUAC